AUUCAGGACCGGGAACAGCAGACGUUUGAAGGAAGGAAAGAAAUCCCCAUAUAUGGAAGUCCUGAGAAGGGGCGUGAUGUUCCCUCAGGCACACCCAGCUCGUAGGUGGACAAUGAGGACAACUCAGGAUUGCAAACUGGGUCCCCACCCUCUCUCUCCAGGAAGGCGGUCACGCCUGGUCGGCACAAGCUUGGGGUCCAGGUGACACCUUGGAUUGGGUCUCAGUUGUCCACAGGGAAGCAGGCGCCCUCUGGAGCCACGAGCAGAAACUGUUCCCCUUCCUGCAAGCCAGCUGGUGGGAAAGCCUCGAACUGCCCACAUCCUGUGGGUCUGUCUGUUCUGCCAGGUUCUGUGUCUUUGUCCAUCUGCCCAGCCUUGUCCAAUGGGAGGCAGCAUCAUGACCAUCACCUCUACAGCCCUUCUCUGUCUCGGGCUGUGUCUGGGCCACAGGACUCAAAUGCAUGCAGAGACUCUGCUCAAACCCAUCAUCUGGGCGGAGCCCAGCUCUGUCGUCACUCACGGGAGGCCCGUGAGCAUCUGGUGUCAGGGAUCUCAGAAAGCCAGGCAGUACUACCUGUACCAAGAGGGGGUCAGGGAGCCCUCGAGAAGUGAGUUUCCACUGGGACCCGGUGACAAGGUCAAGUUCUCCAUCUUGCACAUGACCGACCACCUUGCUGGGAGCUACCACUGCUCGUAUCGCAGCAGAAAAAGCUGGUCGGUUCCCAGCGAGACUCUGGACUUGGUGGUCACAGGAAUGUUCAACAGACCCACCCUCUCAGCCCUGCCGAGCCCUGUGGUGACCUCAGGAGACAGCGUGACCCUCCAGUGUGGCUCACAGCAGGGAUUUGACAGGUUCAUUCUGUGUGACGAAAGAGGAGAACACAACCCUGGACGCCUGAACUCACAGCGCCAAGCUGACGGGUGGUCCCAGGUCCUCUCCACUGUGGGCCCUGUGAGCCCAGGUCACAGGUGGGCGUACAGGUGCUACGGUUAUUUCUCGACUUCUCCCUAUGUGUGGUCUUCCUCCAGCGACAUCCUGGAACUCCUGAUCUCAGGUGAGAAAUUCACAGCAUUGCCCCUGAACACCCUGGGUCUCCAGACAGAUAGAGAGGAGCCUUGUCUCAGGUGGAUCAUCAGGUAGGAUGAAGUUGGGAUGAGAGAAGUCAGGACUCUGGGAGCCAGAGACACAGAAGCGUCAGAAGUCCGGAGGCCCAGGGGAGAGGGACAUGUGUCGGGGAGCCUGACCCUCUUGGAAAUCAUGAACACCUUUUCUCCCAGGUGUGUCUAGGAAACCGUUCCUCUCAGGUCUGCCAGGUCCUGUGGUGGGCCCUGGAGAGAAAUUGACCCUCCAGUGUUGCUCUGAUGUCGGCUAUGACAGAUUCGCUCUCUUCAAGGAGUGGGGACAUGACCUCCCCCAGGCCCGUGGCCAGUGG
Messenger RNA from Equus caballus (horse), 1433 nucleotides. Its product is annotated as leukocyte immunoglobulin-like receptor subfamily A member 6. Gene Ontology annotation, biological process: cytokine-mediated signaling pathway. Gene Ontology annotation, cellular component: plasma membrane. NCBI's taxonomy places the organism in Eukaryota, Metazoa, Chordata, Mammalia, Perissodactyla, Equidae. Gene Ontology annotation, molecular function: inhibitory MHC class I receptor activity. The record is from RefSeq and is a predicted model, not a curated record.